This is a messenger RNA of Cooperia oncophora, 2421 nucleotides long. The record is from the annotation of a GenBank genome assembly. Lineage: Eukaryota; Metazoa; Nematoda; Chromadorea; Rhabditida; Trichostrongylidae.
AUGGACGACGACGAUGGAUCCUCGGUGGAAAGGAAUAGCGAAAAUGGUUCACAUCGUAAGUCAGAAAUGGCAAGAUGUUUCAAACUCAUUAAGCCGGAGCCCAUCGAUGACUAUGAAGACGACAGUGGCUCGGCACCACCGUCGCCACGUGUGAAGCAUAAGCGCCAAUGCGCUGAAGUUGCAAUGAAAAAGAUUAAGCUGGACAUCCAACCUGCCCAGUUCGAUGCUGCCAAGGAUAGGAAGAAUGGUGUGGAUUCACGUGAAGGAUCGUGUGAUCGAAGUGACUGUGCUCUUCAGAAGUCAUGUUCUUUGUCCAUUAAUCCAAACUGUCUUAAAACCCUGACAGAUGCGUGUGGAAAGAAUUUUUACCAUAUCACAAAAGGCGAGCAUGUUUGUGGAAUAUGCUAUGAUGAUAUCUGGAAAUAUGGCCAUACGUACUGUCAGCAUUUCGCCGAUUGGAAAGUGGUUUGGUGCAAAAUGAGUCGUUGCUUUCCCACUCCGAGAUUCUACGUUCAGGAUCAAUUACUACCAUAUUGGUUAGAAUGCUCACAUUGUCAUAAAUUUCGAAAAUUUGAUUCGGAGCCAACCGUUGUGAUUACAACUGCUGAUAUCGAAGAAUUCCGUUGUUUUGACUGCAAUAUACCUGAGGAUAAGUUUGCUACUGAUGCUCGUCAUCCCAACUGGAUUCUAUCCGCAUCUGCUGCUCCUUUAUUGCACAAUUCACCUUCGCUAUACUAUCUACGAGACCACUACUAUCUGGACGAAGUGGGCUUAAGUCCAGCUGUUGCCAACUACACAGGAGAGGAGAAGCUUCCGUCUUCGUCGUUCAUGGCACCGUUCCAUAUACCUGAGGAACCGAUGGCAUUCUGCGUUCGCCCAGAUGUAAUGGAACAUGAUGAAUUGGAAUACCUCACAUUUGAUCAUUGUAAAAAGCACCUCAUCUCACGUGGAUUGUGUCGAGUUUGGCAGACUCAGGAAUUGAAGAAGAUUUACGAGUAUUUGAAUGUGAAAUCCAUAGUCAAUAUUGGUCUUCUCACGAUUGAUACACCACUCUCAUGUAGAACGAGACGUUCCGCCAAUGUGAUCAUAAUUGGCGCGGGAAUCAGUGGUCUGGCGGCUGCCCGUCAAUUGCAAGCUCUUGGAACAAAAGUAACACUUCUGGAAGCAAAAGAUCGACCUGGUGGCAGAAUGCAGGAUGAUCUGAGUUUGGGAAUUCCAGUAGGAUGUGGUGCGCAAUUGAUUACUGGUAUAAUGAACAACCCUAUUGUGGUCAUGUGUCAUCAGGCGAACAUCCCUUAUCGUCCUCUCCACCGUGAAUGUGCUAUGAUGGAUUCGGCUACAGGAAAAGUGAUGAAUCACAAAGCUGAUCGGAUCGCUGAUGAACACUGGAAUUGCAUUCAUGACAUUCUUGGCCAUUGGCGCAUGCAAACAAAAGGCCCCGAUCAUAGCCUUAUGGGUAGUGACGAAAUGGUAAUGCCGCGACGUCCUGAGCAGCGGAGAAAGAGGAGUGGAGGCGGUAUUUUUGGGUCGUUAAAUCUCAACAGAUUUCUCGGAGCUCCUGGAGCUUCAACAUUUGACCUGCUCAUGGUUGCCAUUGCGUCAAUAAUUUCAACGAUCCUGGUUUCAACCACAGUCAAAUACACACAGCUAGAAGUAUCCAAUGAUGGAACAGUUGAGAUCGAUCUACUGGCAGUUACUGAUCUUGAUCAUGACAGCAAGGUCUCCAGCAAAAAGUGGACCAGUUAUGCAAAGCGCGGUGUUUUGAGAAUUAGUCCUGAUCAUAGCAAAGCAUAUCCUUGGAUUUUCUUGAAUGAUGGACCUGGGAACUCUACUAAAGGGCUGAAGGUCGAAUGGUUAACUGUGAAAGAUGAGCAUCUUUAUGCUGGAGGUUUGGGAAAGGAAUGGACAACUACUGAUGGUGAAUACGUCAAUGACAAUCCCUUCUGGAUAAAAGUAAUAUCCCGUAGAGGUGAAAUCAGACACGUGAACUGGCGCGACGUCUUCAUCAAGGUCCGACGUGCUGCAGGAAUUGAGUAUCCUGGAUACAUGAUCCAUGAAGCUGUGCAGUGGUCCGAUACGCACCAAAAAUGGUUCUUCCUUCCAAGGAGAGCUUCACAUAAAAAAUACACAGAAGCAGAAGAUGAAACUAGAGGCACCAAUCUGUUGAUUAUCGGCGACCCUUCGUUGUCAUCCUUCCAAGUGGUUCAUGUAGGUGAACUCACCCACCCAGCUCGUGGCUUUUCGGCAUUGCAGUUCAUUCCUGACACAGGCGAUAACCUCAUCAUUGCUUUGAAGUCCGAAGAGAAAGACGGAAAGCCGGUUGCCAGCUACGUAACUAUAUUUGACAUUAAUGGAAAGAUACUACUACCUGAUACCUCUCUGCAUGACCCUCACAAGUUUGAAGGCAUUGCCUUCGUUUGA